AUGGUCGUCAAAGGCAACUUCCAAGUCCAGCUUGUGGAAGCAGUGUCGGGGCAGCCAUUCAAGGAACACUCCUUGACAGGCAAACCCGACGAGUGCUUUGCGGAAGUGGAGCCUGGGGCAGAGUACUUCAUUCGAGUCCAAUAUCUGGCUAAGGAUGAUGAUGAUUUUUUCGGUUCGGGUUCUGUCUUUGUGGCUGACCUGGAAGUCGAUGGGUGUGAUCUUGGCUACGAGCUGACAAUCGAAGAUGACACAGCCCAUCUGUGCGGAGGUUGGAAGCACGAGAAAGGGAAAUCUGGCAGUCUCAAUGCUCGCUCGGAAGGAAUUCCCAAAAAGGCUCUUGUACGCUCUGGACAAGGAUCGACGCUCUGCACAGUCGAGGAAUCGUUGCACACUGUUGUCCACGAGCGAGAAGAAACUGCGUUUGAGAGCCUCACACUCCAUUACUGCACUGUUUUGGGCUUGGUGGAGGCUGGAGUGUUCAAAGUCAGCAAGGCAAAGAUGUGGGAAUGUGCUCGCUUGCGCUUUCCAGUCAAGAAGCAGCCCGAACCAUGGCUUCGAAACGUUCAGCCUGAAAUGCAUUCAAGGGAUGCCAUCAUCAAGGAUGGUGUCGUUUUCGAGCCAAGCAAGAGAUGGGAGCUCUUAGACCUGACCGUGGCUGGCGUUGAUUCGAAUGACGAAGACUGACUCUGUUGGCCAGGGAUAAGAGAGUCGGGACGGUCAAGGUACAUGAUCGAUCACUUCCACCAAAGGCCACUUUCCGUCAAGACUGCGGCCUAUCGGUGGCGUGGGCAACUACAGAGGCGGGAGUGGAAAGCGUUGGUUGUGUGGUUGAUAAGGCCGUUUCCCGCCACAAAGAUUGGGAGGAUUUGAUCACCACAACUUACAUCGAGUAAGCCUUCU
Molecule: messenger RNA, 900 nt
Organism: Seminavis robusta
Lineage: Eukaryota; Bacillariophyta; Bacillariophyceae; Naviculales; Naviculaceae
Source: the annotation of a GenBank genome assembly